Saprolegnia diclina VS20 is the source of this 5830-nucleotide messenger RNA. RefSeq lists its product as hypothetical. NCBI's taxonomy places the organism in Eukaryota, Oomycota, Saprolegniomycetes, Saprolegniales, Saprolegniaceae. Gene Ontology annotation, molecular function: ATP hydrolysis activity; ATP binding; lipid carrier activity. Gene Ontology annotation, cellular component: intracellular membrane-bounded organelle; membrane. The transcript has 4 exons. The record is from RefSeq and is a predicted model, not a curated record. Gene Ontology annotation, biological process: lipid transport; transmembrane transport. Bases 5 to 5767 code for a protein of 1920 amino acids.
CGCAAUGGGGCACACGAUCGCGCUCCUGCGCAAGAACCUCUGGCUCAAGAAGCGGCACCCGAUCGCGACCUUCUUCGAGAUCCUCUGUCCGGCGCUCGUCUUCAUCGCGAUUGUCGUUGUGCGCUCGCGCGAAGACGGGCAUGGCUCCAUGUACGUGCCCGGGUGGCAGAACAACACGCUCUUUGGCCGCUACGGCAACGACUAUGGCGGAAGCAGCGACUACAACGGCGUUCGGUUUCGCGAACGCGGCGUCUACUCGAUGCUGCAGAACGCACGCUACGUGCCGCGCUCGGUCCAAGACUGCGUCACGAGCCUCGCGCUGAACGGGUCGGUCGACGCCAACUGCCAAAAGGCGCUCAGUCUCCGGCCCAAGCUCGCCAUCGUGCCCGACAACACGUACACGCGGGCGUACCUCGGGGCGACGCUCGCGCAAUGGUACCCGAAGCUCUCGCUGCCAAUGAAAAACGCAAAGGGCAAUCUCAACCUGACGAUCGCGGGCCUCGAGGACUUUCUCAUCUAUUUCGACUCGGAGGCGGCGCUCGAGGCGUACGUGACGGCGCCCGACUACGGCCCCAAGGUCGACUAUUCGUGGUGGUCGUCCAGCUACGGCGAAGAUAAGAACGCGACGUACAACCCAACGCUUGUCGGCGCGAUCGUCUUCAACAAAAUGCCGUCCGAGGACCAGAUCGGCACAGCGACCGACAUUGAGUACACGCUGCGCUUUCCGCGCGCCAACGACGACAGCUACUACCAAUCGACGCAGAAGACAACAAGCGCCCCGGCGACCUUGCGCCGGUACGACCCGCUCUCAGUUGACUUUUACAACAGAGAGAUGGCGGCCUACACGACGCAAGGCUUUGCGACGCUGGAUACGAUGCUCACGCGCGUCCUCAACUGCCGGCCCGUGUGGGACGCGGCGAAUAAGCGCACCAACGGCACGUGCAGUGUCACCGCCUCGACCGCGACGGCUAUGGCCGACAGUGCGCUGCGUGCGGUCGCCACGGCCGACGUCCAAAGCCUCAUCGGGGCUCUUCCGCUCGACUACGACAUGGCGCGCAAUUUGAGCGCCGCGGAGGCCGCGUUCUCACCCGAGGUGCUAGCGGCGCUGCUGCGUCCGCUGCGCCAGGCGCCGCAGCCGUUCUUGGGCGGCGUCACCGACACGUUUCCGACCGGUGUCUAUGGCUACGACUACUUUCUCCAGCCGGGCCAGAUUGCGGACCUUGGCAUCUGCCUCGGCGCGGUUGUCUUUAGCGUCCUUCUUCUCGGCAAUGUCGUCGGCGCCUUUGUGCUCGAAAAGGAGACGCGGACGCGCGAGUUUAUGCAGGCGCUGGGUCUUCGGCCGUCGGCGCUCGUGCUCUCGUGGUUCCUCUUGUACGCGGUGAUUGUAGCGUUGAUUGCACUCGUUCAGACGCUCCUCGCAGUCUACGGCAACCUCUUUCGCCACUCGAGCGCGCUCUGUGUCUUUGGCCUCUUGUUUGCAUUUGGGCUGACGUUGAUUGGCUUUGGCUUUUGCGCGUCGACGCUCUUUACGUCGGCCAAGACGGCCACGUACACGACGCAGCUCGUGUUUCUGCUGCUCUCGAUCGUCGCGUUUGCGCUCUCGGACGAAAUGUCGGAAGCGACCAAGACGGCCGCGUGCCUCCUCCCGCCGACUGCGGUCGUCCUCGGCCUCCAAGUGAUCAUCAAGGCCGAGUUCUACACGCGCGGCAUUACGCUCGCCAACGCCGGCGCGCUCCAAGCCAACCGCAUCCGCUUUUCGACCACGGUGGCCAUGCUCUUCCUCGAUGCGAUCUGGCUCACGCUGCUCGGGCUGUACCUCGAUGGCGUCACGAACGGCCAGGCGUGGUACUUUCCACUGCAGCCGUCGUACUGGCGGGCGCCGACAUUGACGGCCAACUCGCAAGAGUCGACCGAGAGAGCCCACGACAGCGCGGAUAUCGAAGCUCCCGAGCACCACUUGGCGCAGCAAGAAAAAGACGGUCGCGCACUCGUCGUGACGCGGUUGCACAAGACGUUUGGGCCGCACGUGGCCGUCGACAACUUGAGCUUGACGUUCUACGAAGGCCAGAUCACGUGUCUUCUCGGGCACAACGGCGCUGGCAAGACGACAGCCAUCUCGAUGCUCACGGGCAUGCUGCGCCCGACGGCCGGCGACGCGACCGUCCACGGCCUCUCGCUCUCCAAGGACCUUCGAUCGAUUCAGCGCUCGAUGGGCGUGUGCCCUCAGCACAACAUUUUGUACGACGACCUCACCGUCUCGGAGCACCUUCGCUUCUACGCGGCCAUCAAGGGCGUCGCGGACGUUGCGGCCGCGGUCACUGCGACGCUGGCCGAAGUCGAUCUCGUCGACAAGGCCAAGGACAAGGUCAAGGCACUCUCCGGUGGCAUGAAGCGCAAGCUCUCGGUGGGUAUCGCACUCCUCGGCAACAGCAGUGUCGUCUUCCUCGACGAACCCACGUCGGGCAUGGACCCGUACUCGCGCCGCAGUGUCUGGGAGCUGCUGUUACGCAACCGGUCCAAGCGCAUUAUGAUUCUGACCACGCACUACAUGGAAGAAGCCGACGUGCUCGGCGACCGCAUCGCCAUCAUGGCCAACGGCGCGCUCCAGUGCGUCGGGUCGGCGCUUUUCUUGAAGAAUCGGUUUGGCGCUGGCUACACGCUGACGCUGGUCAAGGCCGACGCCAGCAGCGCCAUGGACGCCGUGUCGAGCCUCAUUAUGACGCACGUACCGUCGGCCCUCCUCACGUCCAACGUUGCGUCCGAAGUGUCGUUCCAGCUGCCGACGCACGCCACGUCGUCGUUCCCGGACCUCUUUGCUGCGCUCGACGACGACCUCGCUUCGUACGGCCUCACGUCGUACGGUAUUUCCGUCACGACGCUGGAAGACGUCUUUAUCAAGGUCACGAGCCGCGCGACGGUGCCGUCUGCGCCGGCCACCGCGUCGGUCGCCGUGCCGAUCGCACCGCCCGUGCUCGUGGCCCACCGCACGUUUUUCGGGCAGACGUCGGCGCUGCUCGCCAAGCGGUUCCACGUCGCCAAGCGGGACAAGCGCGCGUUCUUCAACACGACGCUGCUGCCCGUGCUCCUCAUUGCGAUCGGGUUUGGCGUCAUGAAGUACAUGUACGAGCGCGACUACGUGCCACUCGAGCCGCGUAUCGUCAUGGAUGCGUCCCAGUACCCCGACAACGCGGCGAGUCCGACGCCGUUUGCGUGCCUCACCACGUCGCCAGCGUGCGCCGCCUUGUUCUCGAGCUCCAAGUUUACAGGCUCGACGCCCGAAGAGGUGCCGUACAUGGGGACGACUGCGUAUACGACGCCGACCGUCAAUGUCUUUGGCUACAUAUACGGCGCCCCGACUGCGCCGCCCGAGUGCACGUACAACACCAUUUACCGUGGUGGCGACCGGCCGCCGUGUCUCUCAGCGCCGGCGAAUCUCUCGAGCACGCAAGGGUUUGAGCUCCGGUUUGGCGAGACGGUGUACAACCGCAGCAUCAGCUCGGUGCGCACGCAAAUGGGCGGGUACCUCGUGCACGUGGCACCCGAGGACAAUGUGUAUAGCUACGUGCUCUUUGCGAACGCGUCGUCGUCGCACGCGGCGCCAGUCUACAAGCGCCUACUGCACCAAGCGCUUUACCGGACGUUCUCGCAGUCGUCGUCGCUGCAGCUCGUGGUUGCAUCGCACCCGCUGCCGACAACGUUCAACGACAAGGCCGCGCGGGUCGCGAGGCGCCAGAACUUUGGCGACACGAUGGGGUACCUUGGCCUUGUGUGCUUUAUCUUUGCGCUCUCGUUCUUCCCCGCCGGUAUCAUGACGUUCCUCGUGAAAGAGAAGCAGCUCACGGCCAAGCAGCAGCAACUCGCAUCGGGCGUCUACCUCUCGGCGUUUUGGGUCGCCAACUUCAUCUGGGACGUUGUGAGCUUCUUGCCGGUCGUUGGCAUUCUCCUCGCGCUCAUCCUCGGGUUUCACAUUCGCCCGUACACGUCCGAAGCCGAGCACGUGUCGCAUGCGUUUGGCGCUGUCUCGGUGCUCUUCCUUCUCUCGGGCGUGGCCUUGAUCUUGCUCACGUACGUCGGGUCGUUCUUUCUCAAGGAGCCUACGUCGGCGCAGUCGAUCACGGUCAUUGUCAACUGGUGCGUCGGCUUUGGCUUCCUCGUCAUCGAAGUGCUCAUCAAGUCGAUCUCGUACGAGAAAUCUGGUGCCGCUGUGUGGCGCAUCUCGCCGCUCUACGCCCUUGGCGACGGGCUCAUGAACAUGACGGAAACCCGUCCGCGCUGGAGUCCCAACGGCUCCGAGUCGAGCGCCAAGGUCGACGCGCUCUCACCUGCUGGUGUCCUCAUCGACGUCUACUACUUGAUCGUCAUGGUGUUUGUGUUUGCACUGCUCGUCGCGAUCUUCGAGUACCGUGUCACGUUUCGCAUUCCCAAGCCCAAGAAGGCCGACGCGCCGGGCGACCGGUCGGGUGCACCGCUCGACGUCGACGUCGCCGCCGAAGCUACGCGCGUCGCAGCCUUGGCACCGACCGACGCAGCCGUCACGAUGACAGGUCUCCGCAAGGUCUUCAACCAAGGGCUCCUCGGCCGCCCGAUCACCGCCGUCGACAACUUGUCGAUCGCGCUUCCCGCCGGCGAGUGCUUUGGCUUUCUCGGGGUCAACGGCGCGGGCAAGUCGACAACGCUCAAGAUGCUCUUGGGCGAAGUGCUCCCGACCGACGGCGCCGCGCAUCUCGGUGGACUGCACGUGAUCAAGGACCAGAACAAGGCGCGGCAGCUCGUCGGGUACUGCCCUCAGUUUGAUGCGCUCUUCGACUUGCUCUCGGUACGCGAACACUUGGUGCUCUACGCGUCGCUCCGCGGGCUCCAAGGCGCUGUCGGGCAGACUGCGGUGACGGCGUUGAUUGAGAAGCUGCACCUCGGCGCGUUCGAACACGUGCUCGCGAGCAACCUCAGCGGCGGCAACAAGCGCAAGCUCUCGGUCGCGAUUGCGAUGAUCGGGUCGCCGCCCAUCAUCGUCCUCGACGAGCCGUCGACCGGCAUGGACCCGGUCUCGCGCCGCUUCAUGUGGGAGCUCAUCUCGGACAUUUCGACAAAUCAGCGCGAGUCGACCGUCCUCCUCACGACCCACUCGAUGGAGGAGUGCGAAGCGCUCUGUUCGCGCGUCGGGAUCAUGGCCGCCGGCGUCCUUCGCUGCCUCGGGAGCAUCCAGUACCUCAAGUCGCGCUUUGGCCACGGCCUCGUGCUCGACGUCAAGCAGGCGCUGCCGUCCGACGCCGACGUCGCCGACUUCAUGGCGACGCACGCCGUGCCACUGACGCUGACGAUGAAGGCGAUGACCGAAUGGUGCACGCAACUCGGGCGACCGGACCGCGCCGACGCGCUCUCGCCAGCGCACCCGACGGGCUUUUUCCUCGAGCAGCUGGCGACGACCGAUGGCCACGUCGAUGCGUCGUCGUUCUGCACGUGGUGGCUCUGCGAAGACCAUUUUGACGCGCUCGUGCGCCAUGUGGCGACGACAACGGCGAGCGACCCCGAUGUCGUCGUCCGCGAAGGCACGUUUGCGCGGCUCAAGCUGCCGACGUCGCUCGGUGUCGCGUUUGGGCUGGUCGAAGACGCCAAGGACGCACUGCGAAUCGUCGAGUACUCGGUGUCGCAGACGUCGCUCGAAGCGAUUUUCAACUCGCUUGCGAGUCUCCAGCCGACGACGACGACGACGACGGCGGCGCGCAACGGCCCGUCGUACGCACUCGUGCAGACCCCAAAGGCGUCGUAGGUGCUGCUACGAUGGUGCAUAACACGGUGUCAUACACGUUAUAUCUCUGUGACAUGAGCACAA